AUGAAAGAGACAUCAAGAAAACCUACUAGAAGCACUCAUUCACGUGUCAUUCAAACAUCUUCAAAUCUAUCCGAGGUUGAUGAGAUUGUCACCGACAACCAGAAAACGAAUGGGGGAAAUAAUAUGAGAGAUGAAAAUAUUUGUGGGGAUAUUGUAAUGAAUAAAACUCACAAGACUGAGAGCAACUCAAAUAAUGAUGGUAAUACUAGUAAUCAAAACAUUCCGACUCCAAAUAUUCCCACUAAGGAAAGAAAUACUUCCUUCCAGUCAACCAACAGUAAAAAAAAGAAGAAUAAUUUAAUUUCAUUUGAAAAAUUUAAAUUAAACAAAAUAUGGACGUCGACCAGUUCGAGCAAUGAUGGAGACAGAGACUUCUACGUGAUUGAGGCAGAACUGAUGAAGUCUAUAGACGAGAUUUCUAUCAUUGGUAUAAGAUAUUCGAUGGAUAAGAAUCGAUCUCUAACAAAUCGCAUCAUGUGGGCUGUCCUCAUCUUCCUUGCGUUCGGUCUGGCGAUUUACCAGAUAAAAAAUCUCGUUGAGAACUAUCUGAAGUAUCCGACAUCGACUGAAAUUGACGUUGUCUACUCUCAACAAAUAAACUUCCCUCAAGUUACAAUUUGUGACAAUAAUUACGUUAAAAAAUCGGCAGCUGAAUAUUUUGGUUGGGUAGAUUACUUGCAACCGUUGACACCUUCUGCGAAAAUAUAUCUUGACAGGAAAAAUUAUACAAAGUAUCGUCAAGCAAAGCCUGCCAACAACACUGAAAUUGUCAAAAAAAGAAAAUUGUUGUCACCUGGAACUGAACAGAUUGUAGAUAUGUUUUGGAGUAUCAAAGGUUUGCCAACAGAAAGCAUGGAAACAACCUUUACAGAUUUUGGGCAGUGUCUCGUUUUCAACUCAAAAAACUAUAAACGGCUUCUGAAUGGACCCGGCCCAGCAAUGGGAUUUCAAAUUCUUCUGUUCGCCAACCACUCGGAGAGUUUUAUUCGAAAAGAUUAUCCAUAUGGAUACAGAGUCUUGAUAAAUGACCAAGACGAACCAAUUCGAAUGAAGGAACAUGGCUUCAAAAUUAACCUCGGUGAAGAAACUGAUGUUGCUGUAUCCGCCAUUAAUAUAUCAAGAAUGAAAUAUCCACAUGGAAACUGCAAUGAUGAGUUGAACUACCAUCAAGUGAAAUGUGAGCGGACCUGCCUCACUCGUGUAAUCAUCGACAACUGCAACUGCAGACCCAUCUACAUGCAAGAAAUUGGCAACGAAUCGAUAUGCGAUUACAUUGAAGAGAUUUGUGUUGAUGAAGUCACGUACCUCUACUACACUCGGAAAUUUAAUGUUUCUUGCUCAUGUCCUCCCAUGUGCAACGAGAUCAACUACAAAAUGUUUGUGACUGGAGCCAAACUUGGUGACAUUACCGGAUUUGUCCUGAAGAACAAAUAUAAGCAGUUAAAUAGUGGCAAUUAUUCGAUUUGGAAUGAAUGCAUGUUUCUGAAAGUGUACUUCAGCAGCAUGCAGUACACAACGAUAACAUCAAAGGCGGAAUACUCCGAGAUGGCACUGUUGAGUGACUUGGGAGGAGCACUGGGACUUCUUCUGGGAUCAACUUUUUUUACCGUCGUCGAACUUUUUGAAGUUUUGUGGAAUCUGGUUAUCUACGCAUUUGUCAAGCGGCAGAAAACAAAUAUUGGUUAA
Molecule: messenger RNA, 1686 nt
Organism: Helobdella robusta
Lineage: Eukaryota; Metazoa; Annelida; Clitellata; Rhynchobdellida; Glossiphoniidae
Exons: 8
Coding region: 1-1686 (561 amino acids)
Biological process (GO): sodium ion transmembrane transport
Cellular component (GO): membrane
Molecular function (GO): ligand-gated sodium channel activity
Source: RefSeq, a predicted model, not a curated record